Molecule: messenger RNA, 3501 nt
Organism: Talaromyces atroroseus
Lineage: Eukaryota; Fungi; Ascomycota; Eurotiomycetes; Eurotiales; Trichocomaceae
Exons: 9
Coding region: 1-3501 (1166 amino acids)
Biological process (GO): glycerophospholipid catabolic process
Molecular function (GO): protein binding; glycerophosphocholine phosphodiesterase activity
Source: RefSeq, a predicted model, not a curated record
AUGAAGUUCGGUCGCAAUCUCCCGCGAAACGUCGUCCCCGAGUGGAGCUCUUCGUAUAUCAACUACAAGGCUCUGAAGCAGCUCAUCAAAUCCGCCGUUGAGAGCCAGAAGACAGAGACCGAUGUCGACCUUGUUGGUUUUUUCUACUCCCUCGAUAGAACGCUCGAGGAUGUAGACCAUUUCUAUAACAAAAAGCUGUCGGACUUUACGCGCCGGCUCAAGAUAUUGGAGGAUCGCUUUGGAAAUACCUUGGCUGCCAGACAGGUCCUCGACGCCGAAGAUAUUGGAGACCUCGUCACUGCUUUGCUUGAGCUUCGUGGACAGCUACGUAAACUUCAGUGGUAUGGCGAAGUCAACCGUCGUGGCUUUAUUAAAAUCACCAAGAAACUUGACAAGAAAAUCCCUGUCGCCGCAGCGCAGAAGAGAUACCUCGCGGCAAAGGUUGAUCCUUCACCGUUCGCAACAAAUGCCCAACUUACGCAAGCAACCACCAAGAUUAAUGAGUGGCUCUCCGUCCUGGGUGACCGCAAACUUCCAGAUGAUGCCAGCUCUACCAAGUCUUUGACACUGUCGAGAGUUCGGUCUCGGCCAAACUUGAACCUGCCGCCCAGCCUGCUCAUGGCCGUUGACGAAGCACUCCGCAAAGAUGAUACCUCUGCCUUGUUGGAGCUCCUCGGAAGUCUAAAGGCCUUCUCUGAUGAACAAGGAGAGCUUGUCUAUCCAAUGGUUCAGAAAAAUCUUUUACAGCGCGCAAUUGCCUGUAGGGCUAAAUCCUCCAUCGAUACUUUACUGAAGGAGAUUGAUUCAUUGGAAGAAGACGACGAUAUCAACAAACGGAAUUGUAUUCAUCGACUUGUAAUCUCCAUUGGUAGAGCUCAGACUACCUCAGAUUCCGAGACAUCUGCAACCAUUACACUAGAAUACCCUGAGGAAACUACUUACAUCACACCUGCUGCCGCCCCAAGCUUACAGCCUCCGCGAAACGUCGUGAAGGAAGCCAAUCAGAAACAACUAUUGACUAGAGAUGACGAGUCGGUUGCUAUUCUGCAAUACCUAUUAGAUUCGCUUCGACCCAAUCAGAAACGCGACCUUUUAGCCAAAGAUAUAUCCGGCAGAACUCCUCUGCACUAUGGCGCUCAGUACGGGUUCAGAGUCGUCUGUGAAAUCAUCAUCGAGCACCUAAAGCAAUGGGAUCUAUUCGAUGUAUCACAAGGUAUAGACGGGCCAAAUUGGCAAGAUCAUGAGGGCUGGGCUCCUCUGCAUCUCAGUGUCGUAGGUGGACAUCCAUUGACCACCCGGGCUCUUCUGGAAGCUGAAGAGGGAGCCUCAGACGGGGCCAAGACCACAGUUAGAAAACAAAUUUCAAAGUCCAGUGCUGCUCUGGCUAUGGCGGUCAAAGCAAACUUUGUUGACAUUGUCCAGUUGCUCGUCGAGGCUGGUGUCGAUAUCAACUACCAAGACGAGCAGGGCGAAACAGCUCUACACGUCGCCGCUCGAUUCAAUCAUAGCCAGUGUGCAAAAAUUCUCUUAGAGGGAACUGCAGAUCAGAAAGCCAAUACUGAAUUAGCAGAAACCACUUAUUCAUGGACACCCCUCUUCAUCGCUUGUGUGGAUGGUUCUUUGGCUGUUACCGACUUGCUCAUCAAGGCAGGCGCCGAUUUGGAGAGGCCCGACUCAUCCGGCUGGACUGCCAAAGAGCAUGCAGCUCUUCGAGGUCAUAUACAAAUUGCUAAGCGUCUAGCAGAAGUCACACCCGCUCCAGAUCUCUCGGAAAAUGACAUUUCCGUGACCAUCCCAGCCCCUACUUCUUCGCCUCCUCUAGGAUCACUGACCGAGCGCAAAUCCAAUAACAGCAACAUCUCCAGUGGGACGCCUACUUAUGGAUCGCGCGCUCUUGAUCCUUUGAAGACUUUUGGACAUCGGUAUCUUACCGACGAGAGCAUGAUCCUGGUCAGUCUGGGCACAAUGGAUAUACGAAAGACUACUCCCCCUGUGAGCCUAGACCGUAUACCCAUCACCAGCGCCCACUCUACACAGCUCGAUACUGCACUCUCAGUGGUUAUUUCUGCAAGCGGUGCUCACGGGGAGCCAGAAAUAAUCGAUCUUCCGGUCCAAGAUAACAUUGCUACGGAACCAAUUACUUUCUAUUCGAAGGAAAUCAGCAACGUGAGGAUCCUGUUCGAUCUUGUUCCUACUUAUGCAGGGACUACGAAUCAAAUUGUGGGACGAGGAGUAGCAUUGCUUUCUACCAUCAGACCAUCUAUUGGUUCCAACCGCAUUAGCUUGCAAGGCGACAUAACGGUACCAGUCGUAGCUGCCAACACUCUUGAAGUGAUUGGGACUUUGACUUUCAAUUUUCUUGUCAUCACUCCCUUUAAACACCCGAAAAUGUCCCUCAAACACGACCAAACUUACUGGAAGACCGUCACAGCGCCUAUGGUAAUUGGACAUCGAGGUCUCGGUAAGAACUUUGCAAGUCGCAAGUCUCUUCAAUUGGGAGAGAACACUGUUCAGUCAUUCAUCGCUGCGGCGAAUUUGGGCGCUUCAUAUGUCGAGUUUGAUGUACAACUCACCAAAGACCACGUUCCUGUUAUCUAUCACGACUUCCUUGUUAGCGAGACGGGAAUUGAUGCUCCAGUUCACACUUUGACUCUAGAACAAUUCCUCCAUCUUAGCAAUACUCAUUCACCAGCGCUUGAUCCCACUGAUAGCCCAUCACAACGUCCGCGUGCGAUGUCUGUUGGCGAAUCUCUUUUUGAUCCGUCAGGGAUCAGCGAGAAGAUGAAACAUACGCGUGACUUCAAAAACAAAGGUUUCAAGGGUAAUACUCGUGGUAGCCAUAUCCAAGCACCGUUCGCUACUUUGGAGGAGCUUUUCAAAAAGCUUCCAAAGUCUGUUGGAUUUAAUAUCGAAAUGAAGUAUCCUUCACUGUACGAAAGUGAGGAAGAAGAGAUGGACACUUACGCGGUCGAAGUCAACUCCUUUGUAGACACCGUUCUUAACAAAGUUUACGAGCUCGGCGAAGGACGCAAUAUGAUAUUUUCCAGUUUCAACCCCGACAUCUGUCUCCUUCUUUCCUUCAAGCAGCCUUCGAUCCCCGUCCUCUUCUUGACUGAUGCCGGCAGCAGUCCUGUUGGUGACAUUCGUGCUAGUAGUCUCCAGGAAGCUAUUCGAUUCGCAUCUCGCUGGAACCUGCUAGGAGUCGUCUCCACUGCAGAGCCAUUUGUGCUUUGUCCACGACUUGUGCGUGUCGUGAAGGAGUCCGGACUAGUGUGUGUUUCGUACGGAACGCAAAACAAUAACCCGGACAAUGCCAAGCUUCAAGUAACGAAUGGCAUUGAUGCCGUCAUUGUCGACUCGGUCCUCGCCAUCAGAAAGGGAUUGACAGAGGCCCCGCCCUCCAGUUUCGACUCUCCCAUAACCAUGGCACAGGCAUCUUCGAGCCAGACAUUGAUUCAACCACCCGCUGAUAUUAGCACGCUCGACAAAGCGAAUCCAUAG